This is a messenger RNA of Triticum aestivum (bread wheat), 1744 nucleotides long. Its product is annotated as antifreeze protein Maxi-like. The record is from RefSeq and is a predicted model, not a curated record. Bases 754 to 1539 code for a protein of 261 amino acids. The transcript has a single exon. NCBI's taxonomy places the organism in Eukaryota, Viridiplantae, Streptophyta, Magnoliopsida, Poales, Poaceae.
UUAUACAAUUUCCUUAUCUUGAAAAAAGAGGUAGUGUAUGUUGCCAUUGCCAUUAAACUACUGAAUGACAGUGAUAUGUGCUACCCCCUGGCGAUAUUCUCAUUAAUUAGCUUCUCAUCUGUGUUUUGCUUUCCUGUAUUCCUGUUUUAUUGCUCUUUUAUCUCACCACCCAUAUUGAAUAGUCGUUUCUCACCUGUUAGAGUACGUAAUGGGCCUAAUGGGCCCAUUAGUCUUAGGGUUAAUUAGAGAUAAGGGUCGAUUGCUUAGGGGUCAAGUAAGCCUUGCUUGGGAGUCAAGUAAACCUCUCUAUAUAAGGAGAGGAGAUGUAUCAAUCUAAUCAAGCAAGAAUUAAAAAGGAAAUCCCUUCCCUCUUGCCCGGCCGUGGGCAAAAAGGCCCCUGGCCGGCCCUCUCGCGCCCUCCUUCUAGCAGCGCCAUAACAAUUUGGUAUCCGGUAGCUCAGUUCCGAUCAUGUCUUCGCCGCCGCCCACCCCGUCGCUUCCGCUGCCGACCAUCACCACCGCGCCGCUGCCCUCCCCGUCCGCGCCGCUGGUCGCAUCCUCCGGCGCCGCCACCACCCAGAUGCCGGCGCCCUCCACCGCACCACCGGCCACCGCCUACACCCCGGAGGAGAUCACUGGGGUCCUCAACGACCUCGUCACAGCCAUCUAGGGGAUCCGGCUGUACCUGGCCAGCCCCUACGGGCCGGCGCCGCCCCUGUUGCCGACUGCCGCCACCGGGCCGCCGGCCCUGCCAUGGUACUUGCCGCAUCCAGGGCCCUCCGCGGAGUUCGCUGGGACGUUGCAGCCCCAGCUGCAGCUGCCGCCGCCGCCCGCCGCCGCCCCACAGUGGCCACAGUGGCCGGCGCUGGCUCCCGCCGCGCCUCCAACGCCCAUCGCCGCCCCCGUGUCGCUGUGGCUGCCGUGGCAGCUGCCGCACCAGGCGGCCUUCACCGCGCUCGCCGGGCCACUGCAGCAGCCGCUGCAGCUGCCAUCCAUCGCCACCACCGCCCAGCCCUGGCUGCAGUGGCAGCCGCCGCUCCUGGCGGCCUCCGCCACGCCCGGCGCUCCGCCACAGCAGCCGCUGCAGUUGCAGCAGCCACCGCCGGUCAGCUCCGGUCCCGUAUCGACCGCACCGGCGGGAGUCCCGCUUCACCAAGUCCAGUCCCCGCCGUCGCCGUCACCGUUUUCGUCUUGGAUCGCUACCCGCCACGUGUCGGCGGCGGUGAGGCUGCAGGCUGCUGCGCGCGGCCUCCUAGCGCGUCGGCGUGUGCGGGAGAUGCGUGGUCUGCAGCUGCCGCUCCUUCAAGUUGCCCUUCGCUGCGCAAAGGACCUCGAUCUCAUCCGCUGCGUCGGGGAUCUUGGGCAUGCGGUUUCCCCCACGGGCAGCGACCUCAAAGUCUGCGACGUCGGCGGUUAGGGGGGCGCACCCCUCCUCGUCAUUCUCCAUCGCAAGCCCUCCACUCUUUCCUGUGCGGUGCAAACCAACAGCCGUCCGGCAGGGAGAAGGCAUGGUGUCACCGACAGCAGCGCACCGCGUAGCACCACUGCAUUCCGCCACCGGCCGCCGCGAGGGCGCCUCUGCUGGUCACUCUUGCGACCACUUCCAGGUGGUCAUACACAUGCACUCCUUUUGUCCAGGUGGUGUCCAUGGGAUCCAGGUGGCUGUACACGUGCAUGUCCGACGUGCGGAUGGUGUCCACUUUUUGUUAAGGGGUCCAAAUUAAAGCGUCCCAGUCCAUUUCAG